This is a messenger RNA of Lates calcarifer (barramundi perch), 1484 nucleotides long. RefSeq names its product growth arrest and DNA-damage-inducible, gamma b, tandem duplicate 1 (gene gadd45gb.1). The transcript has 3 exons. Gene Ontology annotation, biological process: regulation of cell cycle. NCBI's taxonomy places the organism in Eukaryota, Metazoa, Chordata, Actinopteri, Centropomidae. The record is from RefSeq and is a predicted model, not a curated record. The coding region runs from base 247 to 714 and encodes 155 amino acids. Gene Ontology annotation, cellular component: cytoplasm; nucleus.
AGCGUGCGUGGCUCGAUGACCCCCAUCAAUCUGCCACGAGCCGGAGUGUGACAAUGGCAUUAUCAUACCAAUACACCAUUCAGCCUCGGCCAAUCAGAACGCAGCGCUUUCACUGCGCCGCACGAGCUGCGGGGUAUAAAAAAAGGAGGGCAGCGGGUUUGGAAACACUCUGCUCUUCACACACUCUCGGAUAUCUCUCUCUCUGUGUCUCCGAAAGCUCUGGAAUAAUCUUCCAUCGUCUUCAUCAUGACUCUUGAGGAAGUUCUGAUCCAGAACCCCAGCACUGAGCGCGCUCAGUGCACCGGCAAAGCCCUGGAGGAAGUCCUGGUGUCCGCCAAAGACAACGACUCCCUCACCGUCGGCGUCUACGAGUGCGCCAAAGUUAUGAAUCUUGACCCGGACAGCGUGUCCUUCUGCGUCCUCGCCAUGGACGAGGAGUUCGAGUGCGACAUCGCUCUCCAGAUCCACUUCACCCUCAUCCAGUCCUUCUGCUUCGACAACGACAUCAGCAUCGUCAGAGUGAGCGACAUGCAGCGUCUGGCUGAGAUCGUCGGUGACAAGGCGGAGCAGCUUGAAGACGCCCACUGCAUCCUCAUCACGAACCCAGCUGAUGGGUCUUGGGAGGAUCCGGCUCUGGAGAAGCUGCACCUGUUCUGCGAGGAGAGCCGGCGUCUGAACGACUGGGUUCCCGAGAUCAGCCUCCCCGAGCGUUGAUCCGGGCCUCGGCUCCUCUGUCUUUGCUCAGAUGCUGUGAAGCUUCUUAUCUGGAAAUAUCUCAUCCUGAUGAACAGGAUGACCCUGUUUCUGCUCAUCCCUGGAUACUCCUGAGGAGGAUUCCCGUCCAGGCAGCGCGGCGCCGGCCCCCGAGGAAAAGGGGGCCCUGCCGCGAACCGUCGCCUCUUGUCCCGUCCAUGCCAAGAUGACUCUCAUUCUUUAUGUGAACGAGGUCAGGUAUGCCACGAGAGCGACACAUCGACCCUCAUUCUUUGUGCGGAUGAGGUUUGGAGAGGAAGGAGAAGCGACUUCUGCGUCCUGUGGUUCCCACAGAGCAAAUGUCGCACGUUGAAGCACGCGCAGCAGGAGAAGAAGCGGUGCUGAGGAAGAGGCCUUCUUAAAAAGGGACUUUUUAAAGAUGUCCUCUUUGCUGAGCAACACGACAACAGUUGCAAUCAGCGGAAAUGUUUCCCACUUUCCAGAAUUGUCUUAAUUCUCUAAAGGUUUCACUUUAGAAAUUUAACGAUGACAAAAAAUAUUUUAAAACUAAACAAAAAAAGUCUUUUCUCUAAAGGUUUCACUUUAGAAAAUGGAUAAAUUAAUGUUAAAAAAGGAGAAUUUGUAAGAUUAUCUUCUAAAACUUCAUGAAUGUGAUGAAGACAAAUGUUUUUAAAAAGAUCUGAAGCGUUGGAAACUAAUUUAUCUCUGACAGUUUCUCAGUAGAAAUUGUAAGAAAAGGGAAAAUGUUCAAUAAAAGACAAAAGAUUAAA